GGCGCCGCUCGGCUCCUCACUCCCAACAAUGGCGGCUCCGAGCCCGAGCGGCGGCGGCGGCGGCUCCGGGGGCGGCAGCGGCAGCGGCACCCCGGGCCCCGCGGGGCCCCCGGCGCCGGGCCACCCGGCCGUCAGCAGCAUGCAGGGCUUUCAGAUAAACUUCUGUGAAAAGGCACAAAGUAAACGCAAAGCACUGAAGUUGAAUUUUGCAAAUCCACCUUUCAAAUCUACAGCAAGGUUUACUCUGAAUCCCAACCCUACAGGAGUUCAAAACCCACACAUAGAGAGACUGAGAACACACAGCAUUGAAUCAUCAGGAAAGCUGAAGAUCUCCCCUGAGCAGCACUGGGAUUUCACUGCGGAGGACUUGAAAGACCUUGGAGAAAUUGGACGAGGAGCUUAUGGUUCUGUCAACAAAAUGGUCCACAAACCAAGUGGGCAAAUAAUGGCGGUGAAAAGAAUUCGGUCAACAGUGGAUGAAAAAGAACAAAAACAGCUUCUUAUGGAUUUGGAUGUAGUAAUGCGGAGUAGUGAUUGCCCGUACAUUGUUCAGUUUUAUGGUGCACUCUUCAGAGAGGGUGACUGUUGGAUCUGUAUGGAACUCAUGUCUACCUCGUUUGAUAAGUUUUACAAAUAUGUAUAUAGUGUAUUAGAUGAUGUUAUUCCAGAAGAAAUUUUAGGCAAAAUCACUUUAGCAACUGUGAAAGCACUAAACCACUUAAAAGAAAACUUGAAAAUCAUUCACAGAGAUAUCAAACCUUCCAAUAUUCUUCUGGACAGGAGUGGGAAUAUUAAGCUCUGUGACUUUGGCAUCAGUGGACAGCUGGUGGACUCCAUUGCCAAGACAAGAGAUGCCGGGUGUAGGCCAUAUAUGGCACCUGAAAGAAUAGACCCGAGUGCAUCACGACAAGGAUAUGACGUCCGCUCUGAUGUCUGGAGUUUGGGGAUCACAUUGUACGAGUUAGCCACAGGCCGGUUUCCUUAUCCAAAGUGGAAUAGUGUAUUCGAUCAACUCACACAAGUUGUGAAAGGGGACCCUCCACAGCUGAGUAACUCUGAGGAAAGGGAAUUCUCCCCAAGCUUCAUCAACUUUGUCAACUUGUGCCUUACGAAGGAUGAAUCCAAAAGGCCAAAGUAUAAAGAACUUCUGAAACAUCCCUUUAUUUUGAUGUAUGAAGAACGUACCGUAGAAGUUGCCUGCUAUGUUUGUAAAAUCCUGGAUCAAAUGCCAGCUACUCCCAGCUCUCCCAUGUACGUUGAUUGAUCUCGCUGCUACGUCAGACUCGAGAAAAAAGGGCUGAGAGGAAGCAAGACGUAAAGAAUUUUCAUCCCGUAUCACAGUGUUUUUAUUGCUCGCCCAGACACCAUGUGCAAUAAGAUUGGUGUUCGUUUCCAUCAUGUCUGUAUACUCCCGUCACCUAGAACAUGCAUCCCCGUGAUACCCGAGUGACCAUGCAGUGUUAGUGCUGGUCAGAGAGACCUCAUCCUGCUCUUUUGUGAUGAACAUAUUCAUGAAAUGUGGAAGUCAGUACGAUCAAUUUGUCGACUGUGAUUAGAUCACAUCUUAAAUUCAUUUCUAGACUCGAAACCUGGAGAAGCAGCUACUGGAAUGGUGUUUUGUCAGACUUCCCAAUGCCGGAAGAAUGCGGUGAUGGAUAUACUGUGUCUGAACAUAGAGACUCGGGCUUGAGUGAGAAGAGCUGGCGCAGCGAACGAGGCACAUGGUCUUCUGGAGCUGGGAGACAAAGGAGGAAUUUACUUUCUUCACCAAGUGCAAUAGAUUUACUGAUUUGAUAUUCUGUUGCUUUACCGUCACAGUCGAUGUUCGGGGAUCGAUUUGCUCAGCCAAAUUUCCUGUUUGAAAUAAUCACAUUAAAUUAGAAUGAAUUUAUCUUUACCAAAAACCAUGUUACAUUCAAAGAGGCGGGACAUUGAAAUAUUGAGACAGGACAGAAUGUGUUCUUUUCUCCUUUACUGAUCCUUCUGCUCUUCAUCGGGAAGACUCAGGAGUCUGCCGCUUGUCAAAGAAGGUGCUGAUCCUAAGAAUCUUCAUUCUCAAAAUUCGGUGUGCUGCCAACUUGACGUUCCGUCUGCCACAAACCACCCAGACUGAAAGAAGAGAAACGUCCUGAAGGCAAAGUUUACAGAUGUUUCUUCCCCCUCGGUCCCAAGCCUGAUACUUUAGCCAUCAUAACUCACUCACAGGGAGAAGCAGCUAGAAGCGAUGUGCCUUGACUGAUUGCAUAGAGAUUGCUUGUAGGCAGCACAAGACCAAACCUCAGUCUUUUGCCCUUACUGGCCCAGAUCUUCAGUUUCUGAAUCCCUCUGCCUGCCCGUCUGGUCUGUUGCCACUCUGUGACUUUUGCUUAAUCCCAAUAUUUUGCCUUUUUUCCUUCCUACAUCAAAGCCCUUUUUAAUUACCAGGGAUGUUUAGCCCCAGAUCCCCCCUAUGCUAUAACAUUUAAAAGGCUGAGAAACGUGGGGCCCCACUGAUGUGGUAGGUGAUCAAUAUGCAUCUUCUAGAGACACAUUGACCAGAUGAGGGCCUGAAAUGGCAGUCCUUUAGAGAAGCUCAUUGCCUGUGAGAGUCUCUGGCAGGUCACUGUCAUUUUUGGAAUGUACAUUUCCAAAUGUACAUUUGGAAUGUAGAAGAGGAAUUCUACUAAAACAACAACAGCUACCACAAAACCCCAAGCCCCCAGACCACCCCAGAAUAGUGAUGAGGCCAUUUAAAUAUGCUGCCUGUUGCUAUGCUUCUUCACGUACUCAUUAGCUAGGUUCCCCUUAGGUUUCGCUGUGGCCUCGCAAGCACCAAGCAUUUGGCUUUGUGUGACAGUUAAGCAGCACUGUGAGUGGUUCGAGCACACAGGAUAGAAAGCAGCCACAGGCUGAGAGGCAGGUGGUGCCAUUAGAACUGGGUGCUGGCAGGUGUUGCUGUGUGCCUCCUCCCAAGGCAACCGUCACAAACGCUAUAAAACAGGUGAGGGAGAACGGUGCUGUUUCAAGUUACAUCCCUGUAAACUUCAGAAUGCAGAAAUGAUUGAUUGCUUUGGUCCACUUGCCUAGUUUCCCUCAUUUUUCCCCCAUCCCCGGCUUCCUAAACCUUAGACUUCCCCAUGUUCUGAAAGGAAGCGUUGCUGCACGUUUUCCUUCGGUCACACCAAGCCAUCAUCCUCCAUUGCUCCCGGGGACUCAAGAGGAAACCUGUUGCUCUGCUGUCAGCUUCCCGUCUGGCUCAGCAUAGAGUCACUUUGCCAUCGUAUACAUGGGGAUAAAAGCAAUUCUGACUGUUCAGGAGCUAAUCUGACCGUUCUGUUGUGUGGAUGACCACAUCAAAAGGCAAUUUUAGUGUAUUAAUCAUAGAUUAUUAUAAACUAUAAACUUAAGGGCAAGGAGUUUAUUACAAUGUAUCUUUAUUAAAAUAAAAGGGUGUAUAGUGUUCACAAACUGUGAAAAUAGUGUAAGAACUGUACAUUGUGAGCUCUGGUUAUUUUUCUCUUGUACCAUAGAAAAAUGUAUAAAAAUUAUCAAAAAGCUAAUGUGCAGGGAUAUUGCCUUAUUUGUCUGUAAAAAUGGAGCUCAGUAACAUAGCUGCUUCUUGGAGCUUUGGAAUAUUUUAUCCUGUAUUCUUGUUUGAAUUCCUCCUCUAUUUAAGAUAUAUACAUGGAAUCGAAGUGUUUAUGUAAUAGUUCUAUCCUUUUGCCUGCAGGUCAGUUGUAAUAAAUUUAGGAUGUGAUGAUGACUUUGUAAUUUGAUUUCCUGAAGUCAGACCCUGAGAGGGAAAAAUCAAGUAAAUUCCAUUAAAUUAUCUGUGCAUUUCA
Molecule: messenger RNA, 3821 nt
Organism: Nyctereutes procyonoides (raccoon dog)
Lineage: Eukaryota; Metazoa; Chordata; Mammalia; Carnivora; Canidae
Gene: MAP2K4
Product: mitogen-activated protein kinase kinase 4
Exons: 12
Coding region: 29-1264 (411 amino acids)
Biological process (GO): protein phosphorylation; MAPK cascade
Molecular function (GO): ATP binding; JUN kinase kinase activity
Source: RefSeq, a predicted model, not a curated record